AUGGUCUUGGCUGACACAACGCUGGAGGGCCUCAAUACAGGAAAUCACAACUUCAAACGGGUGACAACUGUACUCCUUCCGAUGCCGGAGGCACUGUCACAAAAUUCCACCUUCGCAGAGGAGCUCUUUGAUUUGGUCGUUACAGUCGAGCCGAUGGGAUAUCUUGAUCUUGCAGAGUAUGCCGAACACUUGCGGCCUCACAUCCGGCGACGCGAGCGCGAGGAGGAAAGGAAGCUGGACCAGGCACAAAGGUGCACGAAUACCAAAAGACGAUCGAAGGUGCAACUCCUAUGCAUGGAACGGAAAGAACGCUUUGAGGAUGCCCGGGACGAGCUGUACAGCGCUGGCUAUUACUUGGCAGAUCAUGACCAGGCCCGUCCAAAGCUUCGGAGAACAGUGCUGCAGGCGGGCCACGACUUGUCAUGCCUGGCCUUGCCUUCAGCAGAGAAGGAACGCAGAAAAGCAACAGAGACGCAACAGGCGCAAGAACGGAAGGAGAAGCGCGAAGCUGCUGAAAUUGCCAAGGCAGAGCAGGAGGAAGAGGAAAUGGUGCAAAAGACAGUCUUGCAGACCAGCCUCUUCGACCCUGUGCUGAUGACACCUGAGGACCGGAAGCUGCCCGUGGCCUAUGACCUGGGCAUUGCUGAAGCAGAGCUUUUGCUGGUUUGGCUGCCAGGGAACAAUGAGGAUGAGGCUUUGUGGCAAGCUGCAUUCCAAAAAUUUCUCGAGAUUUACCAAGGUGAUGCCUUGCGAAUCAUCAUCGCAGGGCGUCCUGAAGGACCUGAACACCGCGCGCCUGUGUGGCAUUCGUUGAGUGAUCAGGAAACGGUGGGACGUGGCAUGGAAUGGUACGAGAUGCACGACAUGCCUACAGAGGAGGCCAUUGCCAAAGCAGCAAAGGACCCUGCCAGCAAUGUGUCCUUCGGCCGGCCGAGUGUGGAGGAGCUGCAUUGUAUGCAAGAGAUCGAGGUCAGUUGCAAGCAGCUCUUCAAUUUGCUCAGCGACGAGGUCGCAAGGAACCAGAAGACGAAGGUGAUUCUUGGAGGUUUCUCACAAGGUGGUGCAGUGGCCGCCUUUGCCGGCCUCUCCCGAGCAGCUCCAGUCAAGGUUCAACAGCAGCUGACCUCUUUGCUGUGUUGCGGCUGUGCUGUGCCAGGUUUUCAGUAUUUGGCCUCAAAGAUGCAGGCUGCAUGUUUGCAGAGGAGAGAUUCCCCAGAGGAUUCGCCAUUUCCAUCUGUGAAGUUGAUCUAUUGUGAGAACGAUCCGGAGGUUUCAGAUCGCUAUGUGAGCACGAUUCUGAGCCUGUGCAACAGGUUUGAACAUCCUGCAGCGUUGCAUAGCUUCAAAGUUGAAAUCAAGGAGCAACUUCCAGGUGGUCCCAGGCCCAUCCCUGGAUUACCUGAACAGUGGCUGCCUUCCAUCAUGAAGGAGGUCUUGGAGAGCUUGGCUUUUCCUGCGAGUUGA
Messenger RNA from Cladocopium goreaui, 1464 nucleotides. NCBI's taxonomy places the organism in Eukaryota, Dinophyceae, Suessiales, Symbiodiniaceae. The record is from the annotation of a GenBank genome assembly.